Molecule: messenger RNA, 666 nt
Organism: Entrophospora candida
Lineage: Eukaryota; Fungi; Glomeromycota; Glomeromycetes; Entrophosporales; Entrophosporaceae
Source: the annotation of a GenBank genome assembly
AUGACUGACACGACUGACGCUGAAACUAAACCAGUCGCUGAAUCUUCUAAGAAAGUUGAAGAGGAUGAAGUAGUUCCUUCACAAGAAAUUCAUUUUGAGCCACUUGUUAAAUUGGACGAGGUUGAAGUUAAAACAUUAGAAGAAGACGAAGACGUUCUUUUUAAAAUAUUUGAUAAAUUAUUGAAAGAAUGGAAAGAACGUGGUACUGGAGACGUACGUUUUCUUCAACAUAAACAAACUAAAAAAGUUCGUCUAGUAAUGCGUCGUGAUAAGACAUAUAAAGUAUGUGCAAAUCAUUAUAUCACUCCUGAAAUGCAACUUUCUCCAAAUGUUGGAUCAGAUCGUUCAUGGGUGUGGAAUGUUACAGCAGACGUUUCUGAUGGUGAACCAAAAGUAGAAACAUUGGCCAUUAGAUUUGCUAAUACCGAAAAUGCAACUAUCUUCAAAAAUGAAUUUAUCAAAGUUCAAAGAGCAAAUGCUGGAUUAAAGUCAGAAAAUGAAGCAGAAUUGCCUUCUCAUGAAUCAUAUGCUAACAUGAGUAUGUCAAAAACUAUUGAAUGGCAGUAUAUUGCCAAAACUGAUGAUGAUUAUGAUGACAAUUUAACUGAUCUUUCUCCACAAAUGGAUGAAGAAUAUGGUAGUUGGUAUGGAAAAAUUGGUAGAUGA